AUGGGGUUUAGAAUCUUCACGAAGUCGGCCGAUAUAGAGACGGAUGAGCGAUCUGAGGAGUUUAGCGUCAUCGAAGAUGGUGAUCUACAAUAUACUGCUGCCGGAGGCGUCAAUUCAGCUAAAGCUACCUAUCAAGAAGCCAGUGGUGCGCCGAUUGAGAUCAAGUCUCCUCUGGGGUACUCUGUAGGUGCGAUAUCGGUGAUAGGCUUGAACUUGAACCAGAUGAUUGGCACCGGUGUCUUUUCAACUCCGGCUACGGUGCUCUCUGGAGCCGGAUCGGUGGGCCUCGCUUUGUUCUACUGGGUGAUUGGCUUUUUCAUGGCCGGUAGUAUGCUCGGCGUUUACCUCGAGUUUCUAUCAUACUUUCCGAGUCGAUCUGGCUCCGAGGUGGUGUAUCUCGAACAGUCUUACCCACGACCCAAGUACUUCUUCCCUACUGUUUUUGCCAUGCAAACUGUUUUAUUCUCGUUUGCCAGCAGUAACGCCGUUGUGCUGGCGAACUAUCUCUUCAAGCUUGCCAACGUGGACUCGACGGCAUGGAUGCAGAAAGGCGUUGCAGUAGCUGCGUAUACUGUUGCCGUCUUGUUGCUAGCCUUUGAUACGAAAUGGUCACUUCGGCUAACAAACGCCAUUGGAUUCGUCAAGACCAUAACAUUGAUACUCAUCGGCAUCACAGGGCUUGUAGUCCUUGGUGGCCACACGUCCGUGAGGGAUCCCACCGUCAAUUUCCGGGAUGCCUUCUCUGGAACCUCCGAGGCAACAGUUUAUGGCGCGACGAACGCGCUGGUCAAGGUCAUGUUCUCUUAUGCUGGGUACAGUAAUGCAUGCAAUGUGGCGAAUGAAGUCAAGAACCCCACCAAAACCCUCAAAUGGAGCGCUCCAGCAUCACUGCUUCUAGUCGCCGUUCUGUACAUUCUUGCAAAUAUAGCGUACUUUUCUGCCGCCAGCAAGGAAGAGAUACUCAAUUCGAGCACGGUUGCCGCGGGUUUGUUCUUUGAGAAAGUUUUUGGAUCGUCUGGUGCAUCGCGAGCUCUUAACGUCCUGAUUUGUCUCAGUGCCUUGGGAAAUCUGCUAGCUGUGUUGAUCGGGCAGUCUCGCAUGCUCAGAGAAUGUGGAAGACAAGGUGUUCUCCCAUUCACCACAUUCUGGACCUCGACGCGCCCGUUUGGCACGCCCCUUGGCCCGUACUUCCUCAAAUGGGCUCUGACUGUCAUCAUGAUUCUUGCCCCACCUGCGGGUGAUGCCUUCAACUUCGUGGUCGACUUGGCCAUAUACCCCAGCAAUGCGUUCAAUCUCCUCCUCGCAGUCGGGCUUCUGCUCACGCGGCGUCGCCGGCAGCGUCUCAACAUCCCCUCGUCCGGCUACCGGGCGUGGACGGCGACCGUCUGCUUCGCGAUCCUCUCCAGUCUGUAUAUGCUCGUAGCACCAUGGUACCCUCCUUCGACCGGGGCAGACGGCGGUGACGUGAGCUUCUGGUACGGGACAUACUGUGUUGUUGGUCUCGCAAUUGUCGGCUCAUGCGGAGUGUACUAUCACAUUUGGAUCAAGGUGCUCCCGCAACUAGGCCGGUACGAGUUCCGCCAGACGCAGAUUCAGGUCGAGCAGAACGCGACAGCCAACAAGCUGGUCAAGGUGCCGCUCGACCGGCUCGAGGAGUGGGAUCGGGAGCAUGAUGCGCUUGGGCGGGUGCGGCGGCGGGCCAGGACGGGGGAGAUUGUGUAUGAGACUAAGGGGGAUGCAUUUGAGUCUUAG
This is a messenger RNA of Aspergillus saccharolyticus JOP 1030-1, 1752 nucleotides long. RefSeq names its product high affinity methionine permease. Gene Ontology annotation, cellular component: membrane. Bases 1 to 1752 code for a protein of 583 amino acids. Gene Ontology annotation, biological process: amino acid transmembrane transport. The record is from RefSeq and is a predicted model, not a curated record. Gene Ontology annotation, molecular function: L-amino acid transmembrane transporter activity. Lineage: Eukaryota; Fungi; Ascomycota; Eurotiomycetes; Eurotiales; Aspergillaceae. The transcript is spliced from 9 exons.